Malus domestica (apple) is the source of this 2098-nucleotide messenger RNA. RefSeq names its product pentatricopeptide repeat-containing protein At5g48910-like. Lineage: Eukaryota; Viridiplantae; Streptophyta; Magnoliopsida; Rosales; Rosaceae. Gene Ontology annotation, molecular function: RNA binding; zinc ion binding; protein binding. The record is from RefSeq and is a predicted model, not a curated record. Gene Ontology annotation, cellular component: intracellular membrane-bounded organelle. Gene Ontology annotation, biological process: RNA modification.
GAUCGUCCCCAUAUUUUGUAGAAUAUCUCCUGCUUUUUUCUCCGAUUCAGAAUUAUGUGAAGGAAGAAACUUGGAGUUGGAGUUGGAGUUGCAGAGAGAAAGCUUCUUUAUGUUUGCCUACAAACCCAAAUCCCUCUUCCCAUCUCUUCCAAAACACAUUUCAAAUUCCCUACUUUCUCACUCCUCCUCCUCCUCCUCACUUGUCUCUGCACUCCCACCGCGCCCUUCCCUCCGCCAAACCAAGCAAGCCCAUGCUCACAUCAUCGUCUCCGGCCACGCCGCCUACUCUCCCCUCCUUUCCCACCUCCUCUGCCUCCUUUCUCUCUCCCCAACUACUCCAUUUCACUACUCCCUCUCUCUCUACCACUCCAUCAAAUACCCAUCUGUUUUCGCCACCAAUAACAUGAUCCGCUGCUUCGCAAAGAGCGAUUCGCCUCUCCUUUCCCUGCUUCUCUUUUCCUGCUCCAUCCUGCGAUCCUGCGUCAAGCCCAACAACCAUACUUUUACUUUUCUGCUUCAAGCUUGCAGCAGGGCUAUGGCGCUCACUGAAGGAGAUCAGGUUCAUGCCGUUGUUGUAAAACUUGGUUUUGGCGGGUAUGUUUUCGUGAGGAAUGCUUUGAUUCAUUUGUACUGUUCUUGCUCUAGAAUUGAAUGCUCGAAACGGGUGUUUGAGGAGAAUGUUAGUUCCCGAGAUGUGGUUACUUGGAACUCAAUGCUGACUGCUUUUGUAAGAGACGAGCAGAUUGGUGUUGCAGAGAAGCUGUUUGAGGAAAUGCCCGCGAGAGACGUGAUAUCGUGGAGCACGAUGAUCUCGGGUUACGUCCAAAAUGGAGGGUUAGAACAAGGGUUGGAGUGCUUUAAACGGAUGAGGGAGGAAGGGAUUAGGAUGAAUGAGGCCACAUUAGUCUCUGUUCUUUCAGCGUCCGCGCAAUUGGGGUUGCUCGAACAUGGUAGAUUAGUUCACUCGCUUGCUGAGUCUUUGAAUUUUCCUUUGACAGCUUGCCUCGGCACAGCUCUGAUUGACAUGUACGCAAAAUGUGGAUGCAUCGAACAGUCUAAACUCUUGUUUAAAAACAUGACCCAGAGAGAUAUUUGGACAUGGAAUGUCAUGAUCUGCGGAUUGGCAUCGCAUGGCCUUGGGAAAGAAGCACUUGCACUUUUUGACAGGUUCGUUGAUGAGGGUUUCCGUCCCGCAAAUGUGACUUUCAUUGGUGUCUUGGGUGCCUGUAGUAGAGCAGGUUUGGUACGCGAAGGAAGACAUCAUUUUAAGUUGAUGACGGAAAAGUAUGGCAUAUUACCUGAGAUGGAGCAUUAUGGGUGCAUGGUUGAUAUCUUGGGCCGUGCAGGGUUUGUAGAUGAAGCUGUUGAGUUGAUUGAGAAGAUGACGGUUUCCCCAGAUCCUGUAUUAUGGGCAACACUCCUUGGUGCCUGUAAGAUACAUGGAUCAAUAGAAUUGGGUGAAAAGAUUGGGAACAAAUUACUAGAACUGGAUCCAACCCAUGACGGGCAUUAUGUACAACUAGCCAAUAUAUAUGCAAAGGCAAGGAAAUGGGAAGACGUUGUGAGAGUUCGGAGAUUAAUGGUUGAGCAAAAUACUAAUAAAGCUGCAGGUUGGAGCUUGAUUGAAGCACAGGGUAGAGUUCAUAAAUUUGUUGCAGGGGAUAGAGAGCACGAACGCUCUCUAGAGAUUCACAAAAUGCUGGAGACAAUUGGAACACGAAUAGCAGAAGCUGGCUACUCACCGAAUGUUACAUCAGUUUUGCAUGAUAUAGGGGAGGAAGAAAAAGAGAACGUUAUAAUGGAGCACAGCGAGCGACUUGCGAUGGCUUUUGGCCUGUUAGUGACAGAGGCUGGGGAGUGCAUUCGAAUCAUGAAGAAUCUGAGAGUUUGUGAGGAUUGUCAUGAGGUAAGCAAGAUAAUUUCGAAGGUGUUUGAGAGAGAAAUUAUAGUGAGGGAUGGAAGCAGAUUUCACCAUUUCAAGGACGGAAAAUGUUCCUGCCUUGAUUAUUGGUAGAGUAGGCUUUGCUUUCUGGAGCUAUUACCCUGCCUUGUUCACUGAUCUCCGGAAAAGUAUUUAGUACCCAUUUUGGUCUCCCUA